GAUGAAAAUUUUUGAAAUAAAUUCUUAGUAAAUAAUAAAUAUUUUAACAAAUUUAUAAAAAUUAACUAGUAAAUAUUCACUCAAUUAUAAAUGGAAAAAUAUCGAAUAAUGUAAUAAUGGCUCCAAAAGCAACUGGUAAACCAAAGAAAUUUGAGAAAUUAGUUGUUGGAGCAAUGAAACGACUUCAAGAUCUCCAAGGAUCUUCAGCAAAGGAGAUAAGUGAUUUUUUAUCACACGAAUAUGAUGUCCCGGUAGGAGAAAUAAAGAAACAAGUAAGAUUAGCGUUAAAACGUGGUGUCUCUUAUGGAAUUUUAGAACGAAAAAAUGGUGGUAUGUAUAUAUGUAACCGAGAAUUACUUAAAAGAAACGGUCAAUUGGUUAAGAAAAGUGAAUUAGUGGAGCCAUGUCCUUGGAUGAAAGUUCGCGAAAGGAGAAAAUCUCAAAGAAAAAAGUCUAGUCGAAGAGGAAAAAGUUCCAAAAGACAAGGCAGAAGAGGUGGCAGACGAAAACGAGGAAGAAAAAAAUUGAAAAAAAGAGGCAAAGCUCAAAAACGACCAAAGAUAUCCAUGGGGGGUUCAGAAAAAGAUAACUACACGAAGAAACAAAGAUAAAGUGAACAAAAUAAAUUCUGUAUAAUAUUAAUUUAGAGAAUCAUUUAUCUUUUACUUAAUAAAUUUGCAAAUAUUAUGCUAUAUUUUUUUCAUGG
Messenger RNA from Chelonus insularis, 706 nucleotides. RefSeq lists its product as uncharacterized. Lineage: Eukaryota; Metazoa; Arthropoda; Insecta; Hymenoptera; Braconidae. The record is from RefSeq and is a predicted model, not a curated record. Gene Ontology annotation, biological process: nucleosome assembly. The coding region runs from base 117 to 611 and encodes 164 amino acids. Gene Ontology annotation, cellular component: nucleosome. Gene Ontology annotation, molecular function: DNA binding. The transcript has 2 exons.